This is a messenger RNA of Drosophila rhopaloa, 811 nucleotides long. RefSeq names its product trypsin beta. The transcript has a single exon. NCBI's taxonomy places the organism in Eukaryota, Metazoa, Arthropoda, Insecta, Diptera, Drosophilidae. The coding region runs from base 17 to 778 and encodes 253 amino acids. Gene Ontology annotation, biological process: proteolysis. The record is from RefSeq and is a predicted model, not a curated record. Gene Ontology annotation, molecular function: serine-type endopeptidase activity.
GUAUUCAUUUCGCACCAUGCUGAAGUUCGUGAUCUUGUUGUCUGCCGUUGCCUGCGCCCUGGGUGGCACCAUCCCUGAGGGACUCCUGCCCCAGCUGGAUGGCCGUAUCGUCGGAGGUACCGCCACCACCAUCACCAGCUUCCCCUGGCAGAUCUCCCUGCAGCGCAGUGGCAGCCACUCCUGCGGUGGAUCCAUCUACUCCGCCAACGUGAUCGUGACCGCCGCUCACUGCCUGCAGUCCGUGUCCGCCUCCACCCUCCAGAUCCGCGCUGGUUCCAGCUACUGGAGCUCCGGCGGCACCGUCCUGAAGGUCGCCUCCUUCCGCAACCACGAGGGCUACAACGCCAACACCAUGGUCAACGACAUCGCCAUCAUCAAGCUGAGCGGCUCCCUGGGAUUCAGCUCCUCCAUCAAGUCCAUCGGUCUGGCUGGCUCCAACCCCGCCAACGGCGCUGCUGCCUCCGUCUCCGGAUGGGGCACCCAGUCCUCCGGCUCCAGCUCCAUCCCCUCCCAGCUGCAGUACGUCAACGUGAACAUCGUCAGCCAGUCCGUGUGCGCUUCCGGAGCCUACAGCUACGGUAGCCAGAUCAGGAGCUCCAUGAUCUGCGCCGCUUCCAGUGGUAAGGAUGCCUGCCAGGGUGACUCCGGUGGCCCUCUGGUCUCCGGUGGAGUCCUUGUCGGUGUUGUCUCCUGGGGAUACGGAUGCGCUCUUAGCAACUACCCCGGUGUCUACGCCAGCGUGGCUGACCUCCGCUCCUGGGUGAUCAACAACGCCUAAGCAUUUUGCGAAUAAAAUCAAUAAUGAACAGUA